Messenger RNA from Scedosporium apiospermum, 1020 nucleotides. RefSeq names its product Mov34/MPN/PAD-1 family protein. Gene Ontology annotation, cellular component: proteasome regulatory particle, lid subcomplex. Gene Ontology annotation, molecular function: protein binding; metallopeptidase activity; proteasome binding. Gene Ontology annotation, biological process: protein deubiquitination; proteasome-mediated ubiquitin-dependent protein catabolic process. The record is from RefSeq and is a predicted model, not a curated record. Bases 1 to 1020 code for a protein of 339 amino acids. The transcript is spliced from 3 exons. NCBI's taxonomy places the organism in Eukaryota, Fungi, Ascomycota, Sordariomycetes, Microascales, Microascaceae.
AUGGAGCGCCUCAGGAAUAUCCUUGGCCCCGGCGGCCUCGGUGGCCUUGGAGGCCAACCUGGUGCUGAUAACGCCAGCCUGAUUGACAACUCCGAGACCGUUUACAUUUCCUCCCUUGCUCUACUUAAGAUGCUUCGCCACGGUCGCGCGGGUGUGCCUAUGGAAGUUAUGGGUCUGAUGCUCGGAGAGUUCGUCGACGAUUUCACUGUAAGAGUAGUGGAUGUGUUCGCUAUGCCUCAGAGCGGUACGGGCGUUAGUGUCGAGGCCGUCGACCCAGUCUUUCAGAUGAAGAUGAUGGACAUGCUCCGGCAAACGGGAAGGCCCGAGUCCGUCGUUGGCUGGUACCAUUCCCAUCCUGGUUUCGGCUGCUGGCUAUCAUCCGUUGAUAUCCAGACCCAGCAGUCCUUCGAACAGCUCACACCCCGCGCCGUCGCCGUCGUCGUCGACCCCAUUCAGUCCGUCAAGGGAAAGGUCGUCAUCGAUGCCUUCCGCCUUAUCAACCCCCAGUCCCUGAUGCUCGGACAAGAACCCCGACAAAGUACCAGUAACCUGGGCCACCUCAACAAGCCUUCGAUCCAAGCCCUUAUCCACGGUUUGAACCGACACUACUACUCUAUCGCCAUCAAUUACAGAAAGACCGCGUUGGAGGAGAACAUGUUGAUGAACCUACACAAGCACGUCUGGACAGAGGCCCUGACCAUGGAGGACUUCCACGCCGAAGGCACUCGCAACAAGGAGAGGUUGGAGAGGCUCGUCAGCCUCGCGGACGGAUACGAGAAGCGAGUCAAGGAGGAGACCGAGCUGACGAAGGAGCAACUCAAGACCCGAUACGUCGGAAAACUAGACCCGAAGAAGCAUUUGGCGGAUGUUGGUCAGCAACUUAUCGAGGACAACAUUGUAUCGGUGUCAAGACAAAUGAUUGACAAGGAGUCGACGAUGCCAGGGAAGAGGGAUGCGCCCGCGUCGGGCCAGAAUGGGCAGGCCAGCAAUGACCUCAUGGAUGUGGAGGAGGAGUUAUGA